Messenger RNA from Dicentrarchus labrax (European seabass), 3304 nucleotides. RefSeq names its product progestin and adipoQ receptor family member 3. Gene Ontology annotation, molecular function: signaling receptor activity. Lineage: Eukaryota; Metazoa; Chordata; Actinopteri; Moronidae. Gene Ontology annotation, cellular component: membrane. The transcript has 6 exons. The coding region runs from base 1 to 948 and encodes 315 amino acids. The record is from RefSeq and is a predicted model, not a curated record.
AUGCUGCUGAAGAUGCCCCAGAAGCUGCUGAAGACUGCCCACUACAUAGAGCUGGGCAGCUACCAGCACUGGCCGGUGCUGAUACCCCAGAGGAUAAGACUGUACACCUUCGAACAAAUCCCCCUCUUUCUCAAAGAAAACCCCUACAUCACAGACGGCUACAGGGCUCACCUGCCAUCCAAACUCUGCCUGAGGAGUAUUUUUAUGUUGUCCAAUGAGACGGUGAAUAUCUGGAGUCACCUUCUGGGUUUCCUGCUCUUCUUCUCUCUGGGGGUCAACGACCUCUCCUCAGUACUGCCAGCCUCCGGAGCUAACAGAGAGGACUACGUCAUUUACGCCAUAGGACUGUUCUGCUUCCAGGUGUGCAUGUUGUGCUCUGUGGGGUAUCACCUGUUCUCGUGCCAUCGCUCAGAGAAGACCUGCCGUCGCUGGCUGGCGUUGGACUACGCAGGCAUCUCUGUUGGCAUCUUGGGCUGUUAUGUACCUGGAAUCUUUUACGCUUUCUACUGUAAUGCUUUUUGGCGACAGGUCUACCUGCUGACAGUGCUGUCCCUGAUACUGGCCGUCUUCUGUGCUCAGGUCCACCCUCGUUACCUCAGCAACGACUGGCGACGGAUACGGGUGACGAUAUUCUGCUGUGUGGCUGGCAUAAGUGUGAUACCUGCGUGCCACUGGGUCUGGCUCACUGGAGGAUUCACCUCUGAUGUUGUACAGCUGUUCCUGCCUCGUGUGUUAGUGAUGUACCUGAUAGCUGGGUCUGCCUUCCUGUUCUACGUCACCAAGAUCCCUGAACGCUAUUUCCCUGGCCAGCUGAACUACCUGGGUGCCAGCCACCAGGUGUGGCACAUACUGGUGGUGGUGAUGUUUUACUGGUGGCAUCAGACAGCUGUACACAUCAUGCACUUCAGGCACAGCCAGGCCUGCCCGACCCGGACCAGCAGCGGCUAAGUUUAACUGAUCGAAUUAAGUUAUGGGCCGGCAAUCGGUUGCAGGCCAAUAAUUGUCAGUAGAUAUCAGUUAAACUUCUCUCUCUCUCUCUCUCUCUCUCUCUCUCUCAAAGACUUCUUACCAGUUUGCUGUUGGUUAGAAGUUGCUACCUAAAGGGUUUUUCAACCACUAACUACGAGCAGCUCCUGACUAUAAGCUGCUAAGGUGUAAAAGCAGUCUGACGAUAGCUAUUAGCUUACACUGAACCAUCAGUUACUGGCCAGCUGUUAAAGGCCAGUAUCCUCUAUUAGUCUGCUGUCUCCAACAGUAGAUAUCAGCUGAGAGGAUUUAGGAGCUACUGUAAAUCUUAAAUUCUCUUAGCAAAAGCUGAAUUGAUGUCAAAAGUGAUGUAGCUACACCAAACUGAUCCCCCCUAAUGGACAGAAAAUAAUCCUUGACGUUGCACCAUAACCAUUAAGAUCAAUGCAUGAAGCAGGAAUUUAAAUUUAUUUGUAGAAACAGACAAGGGUUUGGUGUUUUCAUUGGGGAUCAUGUUAUCUCAUGGUUGAUUGUGAUUCCUUUUGUACAGAAGUAUUGAAAAACUAUAAGAUUUUCUUCCAACAUAAUAGCCUGUGUGAACAAUGACUUCUUUUGUGUCAAGUUUUGUUUUAUCUGUCAGUUCCUACAAGAUUAGAUUUUAUGCACAGAACUGGAAAUUCAGCAUUCGGACACUGUGAAUUGUCUGCCUCUGGGAGAAGCAAUGUCUCAACUCCUCCACAGUUUGAAGCUUUUUAACAAAUAGUUAAAGGUCAACCAACGAUCAAUCUGCAAUAUCUAAGCUGUAGAACUGAAAAAGAUCUUGCGUGAACCUUAUUCCCUACAGUGCAUUAAUUAUUUUAUCUUUAAUGUGUACUGUGUUGUCUUUGGAACAAAUAAGGUGGUGGUUUUGAAAAAGAAACAAACACUUUAACUCUUUACAGUGGCCAGUAUAUAUAACAUCAACAUGUUUAACCAUCAUUCCCUUCACUAUAAUUAUCAUUAUUAAAGUACUGGGUGUAAACUUUUCAGUAAACAGGAUGUGUCAUCACUAGGGGUGUGAGAAGCCAGAGUAAUUAUAACGACUAUGGCUAAAUCUAUUUAUUAUCUCCACCCCACAUCAGUCUCCUCCUGUUUGUUUAUUAGUUCAUUUGCCCAUCACAGCUUUCACUUAUAGGAACGAAAUGUAAACACACAGAAACGUGAAAUAUAAUAUAAGCAGAAUACAAUUCUGGCCAGUAAAUAAGUAUUAAAUUGACUCCUUUUCAAUGAUGUCAUACCAACAAUGCUGUGUGUGUGUGUGUAUAUAUAUAUAUUUAGUUAUAUUUCUAAAUCAUAAUUUUUCACUUGCUUUUUCUGGUAUGCACUUAGUUUUGAUUUUAUGUGGUCUGAAAUUAAUGCCACACAGCACAAUGGGGGUAAACAGAAUUUAGUUUAGGGAGCUCACAGCACUGAAAACUUACAUAUUAAAAAACUAUUCUAAAAUUUUUUAAGGACUAUGGGGUGACUUUGUUAGAAAGUGGUUUGAAAACCCAGGCAAAAAACUGAAACCAUCUGCAUUGCUGGACAUCACAAUGUGAAAAAUGUUUGUAUAUAAUUUGGAUGAAUUCACCCUUUAACAACAGCUUGAGUUGUGUGACAAAGAAAUUACAUUUCAGAGAGCGGUAGCACUUAAACUCUCACUGACUGUAACAGACGCAGGGGUUGCCAGAUGUCACCUCUUCUAUCAUAAAGUCUGUCAUUGUCUGCUUGAUGCUGUUGUUUAAAUAAGGCCAGUGUAAAGUGUUACAGGUACAGGUUUUUUUUUCUGCAGUACACUUUGGGACAGUUACAUAUUUUCAUGUUUAGUAUUAUAUUUUGUGUUUGUUUUUACACAAUAUCAUUCAUGUUUGGACUUAAUUUGCCUUAUUAUCUUUGAGUAUUUCUACUGUAUACACACUUACUGUUACAAUCUGUUUUUGGUCAAGAAGUGAACAUAAAUCAGAAAAAAAAUCAUCUCCACUCCGAUAUAAUCUUUGCUGUUACACCACAAAGCCAGUAUGGGUUUUUUGUCUUUUUUUUAAUGUAAUAACAAUUCAUUUUAGUUGAGAGCACUGUACAGGUGCUGCAAGAAAUGCCUUUAUUUUGCCUAUGUUUUAAUUUUUGAAUAUAUAUUAUAAACUGCUUGAUUUUUUUUUAAAUGAUCGCAUGAUUGUUUUAUCCUGUGUUGGGUUUUCCUUGAAUAUCAUUUUUAUGAUAAAACAGUGGCACUGAUUUACGAGAUGUAUAAUAUUUAUUUCAGUGCCUAUGUGAAAAUAUAUUUUUAAACAUUUUGAAUGAAUAAAGAAUGCUGGAGAAUAAA